AUGUCGAACCUGAUGCACAAAAUGAAGGACGCCCUUACAGGUCAUCAUGAAUCUGAGAAUAAGGGAUCCUCUUAUAAUUCAUCGAACAUGAACAAGAAGAUGGACGAUACCCGUGAUAGCUAUGGCGCUCAAGACCCUACUAGCACCGGCGACUACGGCUCUAAGCCUUUGACCUCUGAUAACUACGGAUCUGGCGACUACAAGACUGGUUUGCAGGGUGACACCAAGAUGCCCAGUGUAAUGGAAGACACUGGAAAAACUGGCAACACCUAUGGAUCCACCAAUAAAGGCAGCGGCAACUACGGAUCUAGCAGCUUGGGUGGUACUCAGGAUACCAUGACCAACAGGAUGGAUGACACCAGUAAUACUUACGGUGCAUCCAACUUGGGAACUGACACGUAUGACUCUGGCAACAAAGACCCGUUCAAGGACUAUAGUGCUGCCACCGGCUACAGCCAAAAGCCAAUUGGCUCUGAAGCUUACGACUCCAAAAAUCGAGGCGGAAACCUCGGUUCAGGUUUGAACACCGACUCUUAUGGCUCGGGUAACACCGACUCCUAUGGUUCGGGUACUAAAGAUUAUGGCUCGAACACCAUGAACACAGGGGCUGGCGAUUCCCAGAUGACCAACCCGAUGGACAGUGGACUUGAUAAUCGUGGAACCUACGGCGGUACCGGCCAGACAGGUGCCUACACCUCAAACUACGGUGAUGACCUUGGCUCCACAGGCAUGGGCACAGGCACGGGCAAGUAUAACACUCGCUCCAACACGGGAUCCAACAUGCCCAGUCAAAUGGAGACGCGGGCCGAGUCCGGGAUGGAUAAGCAGGGCUUCGGUGGUGCUGCUGCUGGAGGGAGCAGCUAUAAUGCCCCCGAGUCUGGUAAGAGAAGGUCUUCUGGUCCCCAUAGUUCGAACCUUCUCAACAAGCUUGACCCAAGAGUACGUAGCUCAGAGUAUGAGAGUAAUGCUAUGGGUAACCAGCGGGGAAAUUAG
This is a messenger RNA of Penicillium odoratum, 993 nucleotides long. RefSeq lists its product as uncharacterized. The transcript has 5 exons. Bases 1 to 993 code for a protein of 330 amino acids. NCBI's taxonomy places the organism in Eukaryota, Fungi, Ascomycota, Eurotiomycetes, Eurotiales, Aspergillaceae. The record is from RefSeq and is a predicted model, not a curated record.